GAGAACUCUCCAGAAUCCACUUCCUCCUCCGCUUCCAACAUCACCUUUCCCUUUCUCUAUAAAGUCUUCCCUCGCCGCGGCGACAAGGACCCAAGAAACACAGCAACCGAUCAUCAGAAGCUCGCACAAAUCGCUCAAGCUUUCGUUCCCAACUCACCAACGUUCGAUUCCCCCAAGCAAUCGGCCAUGUCGCUGAUCCGCCGCAGUAACGUGUUCGACCCCUUCUCCCUCGACCUCUGGGACCCCUUCGAGGGCUUCCCCUUCGGCUCCGGCAGCCGCAGCAGCCUCUUCCCCUCCUUCCCGCGCACCAGCUCCGAGACCGCGGCCUUCGCCAGCGCGCGGAUCGACUGGAAGGAGACCCCCGAGGCGCACGUGUUCAAGGCGGACGUCCCGGGGCUGAAGAAGGAGGAGGUGAAGGUGGAGGUUGAGGAUGGCAACAUCCUCCAGAUCAGCGGUGAGCGCAACAAGGAGCAGGAGGAGAAGACGGACACCUGGCACCGCGUGGAGCGCAGCAGCGGCAAGUUCCUGCGCCGGUUCCGGCUGCCGGAGAACGCCAAGUCCGAGCAGGUUAGGGCGUCCAUGGAGAACGGCGUGCUCACCGUCACCGUGCCCAAGCAGGAGGUCAAGGAGCCCGAGGUGAAGUCCAUCCAGAUCUCCGGCUAGACAUCGGUCCUGUGACGUCUUCGUGCCUGCGUGAUGGAGCGGAGGAAAGUGGAGUUCGCCUGGGUCGUUUUGUGAAAUAAAAUCGGGGUCGACUGUGUGUGUGUCACUGGUGUCAGUGUGGUAAUCUUGCGGAGUGUCGGGUGUGCGUGAUGGUGGCAUGUGGUCGGGAACUUGCGUCUCCUGGGUCUCUAUGGUGGUGUCGAGUCAAGGUUUUGUUUAUCAGAGUCGGUGUGGUACCUGUAUCUAAUGAACUUCCUCUUUAUCUAGUGAACUUCAAUUUGGUGUCGUAA
Molecule: messenger RNA, 953 nt
Organism: Phragmites australis (common reed)
Lineage: Eukaryota; Viridiplantae; Streptophyta; Magnoliopsida; Poales; Poaceae
Product: 18.1 kDa class I heat shock protein
Exons: 1
Coding region: 187-663 (158 amino acids)
Biological process (GO): protein complex oligomerization; response to salt stress; response to hydrogen peroxide
Source: RefSeq, a predicted model, not a curated record